Alternaria hordeiaustralica is the source of this 1437-nucleotide messenger RNA. RefSeq lists its product as uncharacterized. Bases 1 to 1437 code for a protein of 478 amino acids. The transcript has a single exon. The record is from RefSeq and is a predicted model, not a curated record. Lineage: Eukaryota; Fungi; Ascomycota; Dothideomycetes; Pleosporales; Pleosporaceae.
AUGACACUAUCUGCGCUACCGCCGGAGAUCCUCAGCAAAAUCUGUCGCUUCAUCGUCGCGGAAGAUGACCCUCCCAGCGGUAUACUACCUGAACGUAUCAAGGCGCUUCGGCUUUCUUGCAGGGAGAUCUACCAGAAAACUCUAUUCGACCUUGGGGUUCUCUACGGAGGAAUGCUAGACGAACCCUGGGUAAAACUUACCUACCGGUCUCUCUGCGCCCUGUUAGAAAUCAGCAGCGCUCCCUAUUUCCGAGACCGACUCCGCGGAGUCAUAUUCGAUUGGCCAUACAAGCAUGAGUAUUACGGUAGAACGUUGUCCUGUGAUCAUGAGGAAUACGUGGACGGCUUGUCUUACGAAGAGCUGACCGCCUUCACGAACUCCCCCGACGCGGUUUAUAUCCUAGCGCAAUGCUUCAGGAACCUAGCAAAGUCAAAAUCACGGCAGAAAUUGGAGCUCUGCGAAGAGAUGACCUAUGCGCCCGUAUGCGCGGCACUCAACCUCGCUUUAGUUUCGCGCCAAAUCGUCCACGUAUUAGUGAGGCCAGGAAACGACUACCUAUCCUCGCACGAUCGUUUCCUGAACACACUCAUCGAGUCGGCGCAUUUAAUCUCGCAUAUCGAGCUCCGAGCUACUCCACAUAAAGAUCCUGAAGACAUGGAUUCAGACAUGAGACAAUGUGACGUCGCGCACAACGAAAUUGGCCGACACUACUCUGGCUACAAGUCUGUCACUCCUCUACUAUCAAAGCUAGCCGCCAACCUCUCAAGCGUGAAGGAGAUCACUUUCCACGGAUGCAAUAACACACCACGACUUAGACUAUGCCACGGAUGCGAAGAUAUAUGGGCCGGUCUCUUCGCGAAGAACACGUAUUCGCAUCUUACCCACUUGGAGCUUUGUAACGGCUACGUGAGCGGGAGUCGUCUUCGGGGCUUCAUCAAGCGACACGCUCGAACACUACAACAUGUCAAGUUUGAGUACAUGAACCUGACCGACAGUACUUGGCGCUCAAUCGCUCAGGGCCUGCAGAAAUGUCCGAGUCUCAACUAUCUGGACGUGGGUCCACAUGCUAUGGAGGGUUGUUACAUGGGCUCUCUUCGCCAGAAACACGCUGCACCACCUCUCGAAGUCAGCCUGCCAGAGAAAUACGCUACCUCUGGCUUCGUAAUUCCAACGGACAUGCAAAUCAAUGUUUCAGACAUUGCAAUCAUACUGCGUAAUAAGACGGAUGUCGCGCAUUGGCUGGACGUAUUCGUAAGAUACUUCGCCACCAACAAGGACCAAGUAAACGGCUAUCAUCUACCCGGUGACCCUAAACGCCCGGUUUAUUACGAAGUCCGUACUUUCCUUCUGACUGACCAGGUGACGGGUAUACCUGACCCUCGGUCACGGGCAGAGAUAGCUUUGGACAGGUAUCUUGAAGAGGUCGAGGAAGCGUGA